AUGAUCUCGAAUGAUCUUCGGGAUGAAGUUCAAACUUUGCUUCCGCUGAUACCGGAACUCAAAGAAAUCAUCAAAUACCAGAAUGCGAGACGAAGUACGAUUCGAGAUGGUAUCAGACAAAGGCAGGAGAAUAGCCAAGAAAGAUUCAAGAACGCUUUUCGGCAACUGAGUAGAGCACUGAAUGCAGCCUUCUCUCCCAUCGUGUUGGUGUUGGAUGAUUUGCAGUGGGCGGACAUGUCGUCAUUACAAGUCAUUGACUACCUUGUCUCAGAUAUGCAGAAUCCAAAUCGGCUCAUGGUAAUCGGAUGCUACAGAUCUGAAGAUGUGUCUAGGGCGAUCGAGGAACUCAAGACAAGACAACUCAGUUGUCCGUUCCAUGUGACCGAGAUCGAGCUCGGCAACUGUCAGGUGGAUCAUGUACACGAGAUGAUCAUGUCGAUAUUGUCCACUGAAAGCCAAUCGAUUACUCAAGAUCUCGCUGCGAUAUGCUAUAGAAGGACUGUCGGCAAUCCUUUCUUCGUGACCCAAUUCAUGAUAAUACUCCAGAACGAAGCUCUGCUGACGUUUACUCAAGAUCUCGCUGCGAUAUGCUAUAGAAGGACUGUCGGCAAUCCUUUCUUCGUGACCCAAUUCAUGAUAAUACUCCAGAACGAAGCUCUGCUGACGUACAAUCCAAGCUCGAUAAAAUGGGAAUUCAAUGUUGAUGAGGCAGAAAAGGCCACAAAGUUUACGUCAAAUGUAGUGGACCUAUUGCGAGCUCGCAUGAAGAAAAUGCCUGCAAAGGUGCAGCUAUUGCUGCAGUAUGCCGCCUGCAUUGGGACUUGCUUUAGUCAAAAAACGAUUGAAAUCGUUUGGAGGGAACAUGGCAACAUUGGACCUGAGGAAAACGCUGACCUUUCCAAUUUGCGGAAUACUGUACAUGACACUGGAUUCAUUGAGAAGAAGGGUCGCAAUGGGUUUCGUUUUGUUCAUGACAAGAUUCAAGAGGCUGCCAUGUCCUUGUCGGAUCGAGUCAACUCGUCAUUCAUUGGCAAGACGCUGAUGUUCGCCUUGAAUGCAGAGAAGCUUGAGGACGAGUUGUUCGAUGAGGUGGAUCUAAUCAACAGAGGGGAUGUUGCUACGAGGCCAGAAUUAGCUGCUUUGAACCUUCGCGCAGCUGAGAAGGCACGCAAUUUGGCUUCUUUUCAAUCCGCAAGAUCGUAUGUUGAGUUUGGCGCAGCCAUGUUACCCCGGAACCAUUGGAAAACCCACAGGGAUCUAACAUUGGCGCUCUAUACAUUGGGUGCCGAGGCAGAGCUUGCAGAGGGAUACUUACGUGCAGCAGCUGUUUAUUGCAAUGCCGUGUUCCAGCAAAAGGACUGCACAGCAAUGGAGAAGGCACCUUUGCGAAUGGCAGUCAUCAACAUGCUCUACUCGGGAGAUUCGAAUAUGAAGCAGAAGGCGUUGGACUUGUGCUUGGACCUGCUGAAGGAACUUGACUACACGCUUAUUUACAGCAACUCUUUGCUGCCUAUUCAGACAUUGUACUAUGUAGUAAAGACAGUGAAAACAUUGUACUAUGUAGUAAAGACAGUGAAAACGACGAAGAAGAAGCUGGCGGAGAAAAGUGUCGGUGUAAUGACGAAUCCAAGGCACCUUUUGAUCAUGGAGUUGCUGUCGAAAAUUGCCAAUCUCUCCUAUCAUUUGGAACUACUAUUUCUCAAUUCCCUUGCAACCUGUCACCUUGUCCUCAAUACCCUAAAGUUUGGUGGAUCCCAUCUAUCUGGGUUUGGACUUGUUAUUGCUGGUGUCCUGGCUAGGGUGCUACUCAAGGAGGACUUUAGCACAGCUCUAGCAUUUACAGAAUCUGCUCUUUCGAUUCAAAAGAGCAUUGGUACAUUCAACGAAGGGCGGACGACAUGGAACGCUUACGCCUUGUGUCUGUCUUGGAGUACAACAUUUGAAAAGUGUCGCCCAAAACUGAAAGAGGCCCAGAUAUAUUGUAUGCGGGACGGAGAUACAGAGCAUGCAAUGUGGAGCCUUAGUGGAGAAGCAUGGUUGUCGUACAUGAUGGGAAAGCCGUUGCCCCGUUUGCAGAGGGACUGUGCCGUUAUUGUUGCCCAUAUAGAAGAGCAUCGGCAACCAGAAGUUGCAGCUUUCGUCAAGAUGAUUUGGCAAACAGCCAUUAAACUUACUACAUGCCAAGGCCGUUUUUUGGAGCUGGAUGGAUCCGUAUAUAGCAAGAAGGAAUAUCCAAAAGCUGCGUCCCCACAUCUUGGUGCUGCUCAUUUUAUGGAAGGCGAAUUGAUCUUUUUUUCAAGUUUCUUGACAGCUGCAGAGCGGGCAAUCGAAUAUGGGGAUCUGCAUGAAAAGCUCAGUCCUGCAAUAUUCACUGGUAUGCUCGAGAAGUUCCACCGCGGAGUAGCAUUGUAUGCAAUGACAAGACAACUAAGAAAGAGAAGAUACAGAAAGAGGGCCUAUAAGAUACGUAAAGUGAUCAAGCAAUGGGUGGAGGACGGCAAUCCAAAUGUCAUACACUAUGAUUUGUUGUUGGAUGCUGAGCAUGCCUCCUUGCAUAAGAAGACUUACGAUGAGGCUGACGAAUUCUACCAGAAAGCAAUCAAAGCUGCCACUGAAUUGAAUCACCCUAUGCACCAAGGAUUGUUCCACGAACGGUAUGCAGACUUUUUGUUACGAAUCCAAUGGAACAAGGAUGGUGCCAUUCAUCAUUUCUCAAAAUCGAUUCAAUAUUAUGACGAAUGGGGAGCGGUAGGCAAGGUUCAGCAGUUGAAACAAGAGAUGCAUGCAUUAAGACUUAUUCGGUGA
Cylindrotheca closterium is the source of this 2805-nucleotide messenger RNA. Lineage: Eukaryota; Bacillariophyta; Bacillariophyceae; Bacillariales; Bacillariaceae. The record is from the annotation of a GenBank genome assembly.